This is a messenger RNA of Ophidiomyces ophidiicola, 675 nucleotides long. It is a transcript of the gene FMN1, whose product is annotated as riboflavin kinase. NCBI's taxonomy places the organism in Eukaryota, Fungi, Ascomycota, Eurotiomycetes, Onygenales, Onygenaceae. The coding region runs from base 1 to 675 and encodes 224 amino acids. Gene Ontology annotation, biological process: FMN biosynthetic process; riboflavin biosynthetic process. The record is from RefSeq and is a predicted model, not a curated record. Gene Ontology annotation, molecular function: riboflavin kinase activity. Gene Ontology annotation, cellular component: mitochondrion. The transcript has 3 exons.
AUGCCACCCAGCACCCCGCGCGAACCCAUUGCGGGGUCUGACAGCGGCCCCGAGACUCCUUUUCCAAUACGUUUAUCCGGUGCAGUCAUUAAGGGAUUUGGCAGAGGAAGUAAAGAGCUCGGUAUUCCAACUGCAAAUAUUCCAGCCGAAGGACUCUCCGAACAUCCCAGUCUCAAUUCAGGGGUCUAUUAUGGUGUUGCGGCUCUAGACCCUCGCAAGUUCGAACCCAGCAAUACGUCAGAUAAGGAGACUAGGAUAUUUCCCUGCGUAUUGAGCAUUGGAUACAACCCAUUCUAUAAAAAUACAGAAAUACAUAUACUCCCCCACCUGUCCCUCGAGUCCGCUCCAUCAGUUUCUCCCCUUGCCUCUGACUCUACGGACUCCACAUCGAACUCCAACAACAAUGAGAUCGUGGAUAAACCUCGGCAUCACUUCCACCAUUUCCCUGACUUCUACGGAACACCUCUAAAUCUACUCAUUUUGGGAUAUAUCCGCCCCGAAUACGACUAUGUUAGCCUGGAGGCGUUAGUAGAAGAUAUUCGGGUUGACUGUGAAGUCGCAAAGAGAAGUUUGACUCGGAAGACUUAUGUGUGUUUUAUGAGAGAUGACGUCGAUGGGCCCGCCACGGAUCAGCAUGUUGAAGAAGCGAAGAGGUGGCUGAGAACCUUUACAUAA